AUGGCAUCAAAACGCGCAGCAGAAUUUGAAGCGGACGAGGCUCCCAGGAAACGUCGCAAUCAGAGACACAUAAAGUCUUCCAAGUCACACUCGACCAUCGAUCCGAAUUAUGGCCAACGGUCUAUUUUCGGUGACCUCGAAUGCCUCACCACUGCACCAACAGGUGACAGUGACUUGGACUGUGAGGAUGAUGCUGAAGCAAUGGCAUACCUCAAAUCUGUCAGAGUACAAGCAUCAGCAAUCCCACAUGUGAUUGCUGCUAGCAAAGCCGGUCCACAACCACCCCCCAAACCUCUUCCGAAGCCUUUAGGUGAUUCUUGCGACCAAGACGAAAACGAAGACGGAGAUACAGAACCUCUCGAUCGGAGCAUUUAUCAGAACGGGACGGGCGAUUUCAGAGGAUACUACCAAGACGGAGCGUAUAUCGCCUAUCCACCAGGCUACUUUGAUCAGGACGAGAAUGAAGUUGAAGAAGAGUAUGGAGAAGAAGACUAUCAAGACGAGAACUGCGGCGACGAAGAAGGCGAGCAAGCAGAAAAGGGAGACGCUCCAGAGCUAGAAUACGAAGACGAAUCAAGCCUCGAGUCCAGUGAAGAUGGCCCACAUAAUAGCAAUUCAGACGAGAUCCGCGAAGCCUACUUCACAUCCCUCGUCAACCGAUACGUGGCAUUGCGCAAAGUCCUCCAUACCGAUCCACCGCGCCACCUUCUCGAAUCCCUCCCCAUCUCGAACCCGACUGAAGUAAGCGGGUUUGGGCACUCGACCGAUGCGUUCGUUAAGUGGAGCGGUCGCCUCAGGGGCACGGAUCCACUACCUGCUCAAAUCGCGAGCAUGCACAAGGAUAGUGUCUUUCGACUAUUGCGCGUCAUCCUAAUCGGCAAGUUUCUACGCAAGAACCACCAGCUCUGGGUGCGUACCAGUAGAUGGAUAUGGGCACUACUAGCACGCCUUCCCGACCGAGGCGAGCUCGACUACCAAGAGAUUGGCUGGAUUCGCGAACUGGGGAAGAAGGCGGUUCUGAUGAUGGUUAGUCUCUCCGAGAUUGAAAUUCUCAAAGAACACUACGAGGUUGGCGGCAGCAGUGCCGGAAGUCAGGUGGGAGAUGAAUUCAAUCAUGACGAAGGCAUUGACGAAGAGCUAAGCCCGGACGAUGGCUAUGAGUACGAUUCCAUCGAGAAUGAUAUCAUCGACCCGAAUACCCAACUUUCAGAAGGCCCGAACGGUGAGACAGCCAAGGAUAUUGAAUCAUCUGCCGAGGGCGAGGAGGUCAUGGCUGGAAAUACUGAGGGUACUAAAGCCAAUCACGUGACUGAUGCUGAGAACCCAGCUGCAGACGAUAUAAUCCUAGAACCAGCAGACGUGGAGAUGGAGAUUGACUCAGAUUCAGGGGAGGAAGGGGAAGUAUUCGAAGAACCCCCGCGAGCACAAGAACCGCUAGCUGACAUAGAGAUGGCUAAGGAGCGCCUCCUCUCCCAGCUCAGGGCCCAAGACACGGACCCCAAUACCGACGCUCUUGCAGACACAGACCCUGACGCAGGCGCAGAAGUAGAAGACGCCCCCCUCACCACCCUAGAGCAAGAAGCCUUCGCAGCCCUCGACGCCGAGGAAGAAGAGAAGCAACAAGAGCUUCGUGAACAGACCUUGCGAGCUAGGAUCAAUGAGCGCGCUACGCUCAACAUGAUCCUCACGGUUGCCGGUGAGUUCUACGGACAGAGGGACCUUCUCGAGUUCCGGGACCCGUUUGGAGGACUGCAGGUUGAGUAGUAGGUAGUUAGGGUGGGUAGAUGCCUUUGCUAUGCCAUGUGUACCUAGUAGGUAAAGACAGACAAGACUAUAGACUGGGCCAGACUGCUCUGUUUUCCUCUUCUAUCGAGGCUGGACUCGUUCAAUGGCACCGCCAGCCACAGUACUUGAGGAUAACAUCAUUACUACAGGUGGUAUAUACCGUAGGUAGGUAGGGUAGCAGAAUACCUAAGCUGAGUGAAUAUGCAUGCGCAAGUUCACAAAGUAGGUAGUCUCAGUCAAGAAUAAUACAAUAAUAAUCAUAAUCAUAAUAGACAGAAGUCAAUCUCGAUUUGUUCUCAUGAUGAUGAUGAUGCAUGUCCCAAGAUAUGAUACAUGCCGGGAAAGUCAUUUAAAACGAAAAAUCAAUCCCAAUGACCCUCUAACCAACUUAUUCUUCCUGCUGGUGGGCCUCAUUGUGUAAUGUUCCUCAAGUGAACCCCGGAU
Messenger RNA from Hypoxylon fragiforme, 2229 nucleotides. RefSeq lists its product as uncharacterized. The record is from RefSeq and is a predicted model, not a curated record. The transcript has 2 exons. NCBI's taxonomy places the organism in Eukaryota, Fungi, Ascomycota, Sordariomycetes, Xylariales, Hypoxylaceae. Gene Ontology annotation, cellular component: nucleus; SMN complex. Gene Ontology annotation, biological process: spliceosomal snRNP assembly. The coding region runs from base 1 to 1764 and encodes 587 amino acids.